Messenger RNA from Gadus morhua (Atlantic cod), 814 nucleotides. Its product is annotated as exonuclease DPD1, chloroplastic/mitochondrial. Gene Ontology annotation, biological process: DNA catabolic process. NCBI's taxonomy places the organism in Eukaryota, Metazoa, Chordata, Actinopteri, Gadiformes, Gadidae. The coding region runs from base 198 to 761 and encodes 187 amino acids. The record is from RefSeq and is a predicted model, not a curated record. The transcript is spliced from 4 exons. Gene Ontology annotation, cellular component: cytoplasm. Gene Ontology annotation, molecular function: nucleic acid binding; 3'-5'-DNA exonuclease activity.
CUAGAUAAUUAUUCCUGAAUCUUGUGAUCACCAUGUAACUUGCUCAGGGACAUAUCAACACUCGGCUAGGAGGAGAUGGGGAUCGAACUAACAACCUUUCAGUUGCAAGACACCGUCUACUUCCUGAGCUAAACCGACCCCCAGCCUCCUCUCCGCUGAUUUUAUUACCUCUGGGGAAUUCCUGCCCAUUUGCCGAUAUGCAGUCAGUGGUGUUCUUUGACCUGGAGACCACGGGAUUGGACACCAAGCGAUGUGAUAUCAUCCAGCUGGCGGCCAUCAGCGGAGAUCUCACCUUCAACAUGUACAUGAUGCCUCAGGUCGCCAUCGACAGAGGGGCCACGGCGGUCACAGGCUUCAGGGUCCAUAAUGGCAAACUCUUCCAGAACGGUAGAGCUAUGAACACCGCCAUCUUGCACGAGGCCCUGGCCUCCUUCCUUGACUUCCUGUGGUCCUUAGAGCAGCCCGUGCUGCUGGCCGCGCACAACGCCAGACGCUUUGACAUACCUGUACUGGACAAGGCGCUAUUCAGGUGUUCCCUCGACGAGGACUUCCAGCAGCUGGGCUCCAGAUUCUUGGACACCUUACCGCUCAGUAAGACGCUGUAUCCAAGGUUAGGCAGCCAUUCACUAGUGAAUCUGUCUGACCAAUUCCUGGGAAAACGCUACAAUGCCCAUGAUGCAUUGGAGGACGUUACAGCUCUGCAGGAGCUGUACUAUUAUUGGAAUCUCAAACCACGCUAUGUGGCUCGAUGGUCAUUCUAGCAGCCGCUAGAUCUAUUUUGCAUUGUUGUUUAAUAAACCCAGCUUAAAACCAA